Messenger RNA from Cryptomeria japonica (Japanese cedar), 798 nucleotides. Its product is annotated as acidic endochitinase-like. Lineage: Eukaryota; Viridiplantae; Streptophyta; Pinopsida; Cupressales; Cupressaceae. Bases 1 to 798 code for a protein of 265 amino acids. The record is from RefSeq and is a predicted model, not a curated record. Gene Ontology annotation, cellular component: extracellular region. The transcript has 3 exons. Gene Ontology annotation, biological process: carbohydrate metabolic process. Gene Ontology annotation, molecular function: chitinase activity.
AUGGAGAGUAGUAGAAUGAGUGUGAGACUGAGAGGGGCUGUGAUUGCCUGUGUUGUUGCUUUGUUGUGGAGCGGGGCAUCUGCGAUGCUGGUGCUCAACCUGGCGGACCACUGCUAUCCCCCCUCGGGAGGAUGCAAAUCGCUGAGUGCCGAUAUUGAGUCAUGCCAGUCCAAUGGCGUAAAGCUGUUUUUAUCUAUCGGAGGAUGGCCCAAUUUCUCAAACUAUUCACUCGGCUCUGUAGAGGAUGCUCAGAACCUAACCAAUUAUCUGUGGGAGAACUUCCUUGGAGGGCAAUCGAACUCCAGGCCUCUGGGAGAUGUCAUUCUGGACGACAUAGAUUUUGAUAUCAGAACGACGACCACCUCUUCAAAGAAGGUCUAUCUCAGCGCUACUCCGGAGUGCCCAUAUCCCGAUGAUCACCUAGGAGUGGCCUUGGAGACGGCUCUUUUCGACUAUGUGUGGAUUCAGCUCUACAACAACCCUCACUAUCUGACCAUUACCAAUAAGUUGUAUUGGUGGAAUAAGUGGACCACCGUGAAUGUUACUACCAUUCAAACAUGGGGCCUUUCCAGGGGCUUUUCCACUUCCCUUCGAGCUUAUGCAAAUGGCUACAUUACUGUAGUCGUACUCAUCUUUGAGGUGCUGCCCGAGAUCAAGACGUCCUCAAAAUAUGGAGGAGUCAUGCUGUGGGACAACUACUAUGACAAGAUAGCCAAUUAUAGCUUGAUUAUCAAAGAAUCAUUGAUAAUGAAGUUGUUUCCCAUUGAUGGGCCUACUUUGGCCGCUUUCUCAGAAUAA